UGGACUAGUUGGCCAGUUGGCAAGCAGGGUGGUGUGAGGUGGUAGGUACAGAAGUUGUGUCUGGAACGUGGUGGAAAGGCAAGGUUGUUUCGAUCGGUAUUAAAGGAAAACGGUAGCUCGCGCAGUCGGCCGAGAGACUGAGCAUCGAGAGGAUCUCUGGGAAGGCUCGUGCAGCAGUGGGAGGAACGGGCGUUUAGAGUGUGUAAAGAAGUUUCGGAGUCGUGUGUCAGAGUCAACGGGGAAAGUUGUAACUCGGUGCAAUAAUGUUUCACGUAAGAAGAUUGACGAGGACGUCGAUCGCCUUGAAACAAGCACCGACAAACAAUGAUAUUAUUCACAAUACGUUGAUACGUGUCGUGCCGGCAUUUCAAACACGCGGUUACGCGGAUCAUCAGAUACCCGACCGUUUGAAAGAUAUCCCAACGGAUCCGAACCCGAAGUUCUUCGACAUGGUCGAAUACUUCUUCCAUCGUGCUUGUCAGAUUGUCGAGGAUAAACUGGUCGAAGAUAUCGGCAAGCGUUCCAGGGUAACCGUGGAAGAAAGGAAGAAAAAGGUGAAGGGUAUUUUGAUGCUGAUGGAACCAUGUGACCAUAUCCUCGAGACUUCUUUCCCUCUAAGACGUGACUCUGGCGACUACGAAAUGAUCACUGGUUACCGCGCUCAGCAUUCCACUCACAGAACACCUUGCAAAGGAGGUAUCCGUUUCUCGAUGGACGUAUCGCGGGAUGAGGUGAAGGCUUUGUCCGCGCUAAUGACUUUCAAGUGCGCUUGCGUGGACGUUCCAUUCGGCGGGGCCAAAGCCGGUAUCAAGAUUAAUCCGAAAUUGUACUCGGAACACGAGCUCGAGAAGAUCACCAGGCGAUUCACGUUGGAGCUCGCGAAGAAAGGAUUCAUCGGACCCGGCGUCGAUGUUCCCGCCCCCGACAUGGGAACCGGCGAACGCGAGAUGUCUUGGAUCGCUGACACGUACGCGAAAACGAUCGGUCAUCUGGACAUCAACGCGCACGCCUGCGUCACCGGCAAGCCGAUAAACCAAGGCGGUAUUCACGGUCGUAUAUCCGCGACCGGACGUGGUGUCUUUCACGGAUUGGAGAACUUUAUCAAUGAAGCGAACUAUAUGAGCAUGAUCGGCACUACACCCGGCUGGGGAGGGAAAACGUUCAUCGUCCAAGGUUUCGGUAACGUUGGUCUCCACUCGAUGCGUUAUUUGCACCGUGCCGGUGCUGUUUGCAUAGGAGUAAUCGAACACGAUGGUGCUAUCUACAAUUCCGAAGGCAUCGAUCCGAAGCUACUGGAAGACUAUCGCAUAGAAAACGGUACUAUCGUGGGCUUCCCUGGUGCUAAGCCGUACGAGGGUGAGAAUCUAAUGUACGAGCCAUGUGACAUAUUUAUACCCGCCGCCGUAGAGAAAGUUAUUACCAAAGAGAACGCCUCGUGCAUUCAGGCUAAGAUCAUAGCCGAAGCUGCCAACGGACCAACUACCCCUGCUGCCGAUAAGAUUCUGAUAGACAGAAACAUUCUCGUCAUACCGGAUUUGUACAUCAACGCUGGUGGUGUCACAGUCUCGUUCUUCGAAUGGUUGAAGAAUUUGAACCAUGUAUCGUAUGGUCGGCUAACAUUCAAGUACGAGAGAGAAUCGAACUAUCAUUUGUUAGAGUCCGUACAAGAGUCUCUAGAACGUAGGUUUGGCCGCGUUGGUGGCCGUAUUCCCGUUACACCAUCCGAGGCGUUCCAGAAACGUAUUUCCGGUGCUUCUGAGAAGGAUAUCGUACAUUCUGGUUUGGAUUACACGAUGGAAAGAUCUGCCAGGGCUAUCAUGAAAACAGCAAUGAAAUUCAACCUUGGUUUGGAUUUGAGGACAGCCGCUUACGCAAAUUCAAUCGAGAAGAUCUUCACCACUUACUCCGAAGCGGGUCUCGCAUUUUAAGUAUACCCGGUAUCCGAGUAUCAAUUAAAUCGCAUGAAUUCAGAUCAGUAACGAGACGUCUGUAAGAAAUCAUGAGCCAGUAUUUUAAAAAAGCUGUUCACGAUAUCUCCCAGCUGGUGUUGUCCAGUCGCGGUGACAAUAGACCAAAACUAGCAGCGGAAUCGUAUCGUGUACAUCGUCGUACGAUAGGUUUCUCGAGUGCAUCGUAAUUAAUAAUUUGCCUAAACGAAUUCCUUCGCGCGUAUACACGUUGUACGUACGUACACGGCACGCGAAAAUGGCGUGCAACCGGACGCGUGUAAACCGUCGUUCAGAAGAAAGUAUUCAUACCUUUAUCCCUCGAACGGAGUACAAGACCGAUCGACACAACGUUAGUGCAUUUUUAUAUAUCACUUGUUAUUCAAUGUAACUUUAAGAAUGCUUCGUGCAAAAAUCGUCGAGACGCGAACGAUCGUUUGUAAAGAUCAGUAUUCCCUUCGGCACACGGUCCUUGAUAUUAUCGUAUCCACGAGAAACAGUUUCGAGAUGUAAUUUACAAUUAAGACUCCUUUCUACGGAAUCAGAGAGCGCGAUUUAUCGUACAGUAAUAUUGUUACCAACUUAAAAAGGGUAUGUCA
Dufourea novaeangliae is the source of this 2545-nucleotide messenger RNA. RefSeq names its product glutamate dehydrogenase, mitochondrial (gene Gdh). The record is from RefSeq and is a predicted model, not a curated record. Gene Ontology annotation, molecular function: L-glutamate dehydrogenase (NAD+) activity. Gene Ontology annotation, cellular component: mitochondrion. The transcript has 8 exons. Bases 264 to 1928 code for a protein of 554 amino acids. NCBI's taxonomy places the organism in Eukaryota, Metazoa, Arthropoda, Insecta, Hymenoptera, Halictidae. Gene Ontology annotation, biological process: L-glutamate catabolic process.